Cebus imitator (Panamanian white-faced capuchin) is the source of this 2443-nucleotide messenger RNA. It is a transcript of the gene ALDH1A1, whose product is annotated as aldehyde dehydrogenase 1 family member A1. Lineage: Eukaryota; Metazoa; Chordata; Mammalia; Primates; Cebidae. The record is from RefSeq and is a predicted model, not a curated record. Gene Ontology annotation, molecular function: benzaldehyde dehydrogenase (NAD+) activity. The transcript has 14 exons. The coding region runs from base 413 to 1918 and encodes 501 amino acids.
UUUUUCCAUUUAUGUCCACUUCAAGAAGGCAGCCAGCUCCUUCAUGCUUUUAACCUCGCAGGAGGUUUGUGCUGUAAGACAGAAAGGCUAAUUAUACAGCAGAUAAUCUGCCUCCCUGGCACUCCUUGAGGGAAUUAUGCCAGAUAGAAGAAAGAGAGACAUGUGCCUUGUGGAAAAGAGAAAGUGAGAGGGGUGGCAAGGCCCAGAAGUCCAGGAUGGAAAGAGAGAUCUGCAGACUCCCAGGGAACCUACAGCUUUCUCCACAGCAUUGCUGGAGUUUGUUCAUCCAAUCGUAUCCGAGUAUGCAAAUAAACUUUAGCCCGUGCGGAUAAAAAGGAACAAAUAAAGCCAAGUGCUCUAUCAGAACCUAAUUGCUGAGCCAGUCACCUGUGUUCCAGGAGCCGCAUCAGAAAUGUCAUCCUCCAGUGUGCCAGACCUACCUGCGCUACUCACCGAUUUGAAGAUUCAAUAUACUAAGAUCUUCAUAAACAAUGAAUGGCAUAAUUCAGUGAGUGGCAAGAAAUUUCCUGUCUUUAAUCCUGCAACUGAGGAGGAACUCUGCCAGGUAGAAGAAGGAGAUAAGGAGGAUGUUGACAAGGCAGUGAAGGCCGCAAGACAGGCUUUUCAGAUUGGAUCUCCAUGGCGUACUAUGGAUGCUUCCGAGAGGGGACGACUGUUACACAAGUUGGCUGAUUUAAUUGAAAGAGAUCGUCUGCUGCUGGCAACAAUGGAGUCAAUGAAUGGUGGAAAACUCUAUUCCAGUGCAUAUCUGAAUGAUUUAGCAGGCUGCAUAAAAACAUUGCGCUACUGUGCAGGCUGGGCUGACAAGAUCCAGGGCCGUACAAUACCAAUUGAUGGAAACUUUUUUACAUAUACAAGACAUGAACCUAUUGGUGUAUGUGGCCAAAUCCUUCCUUGGAAUUUCCCGUUGGUCAUGCUCAUUUGGAAGAUAGGGCCUGCACUGAGCUGUGGAAACACUGUGAUUGUCAAACCGGCAGAGCAAACUCCUCUCACUGCUCUCCACGUGGCAUCUUUAAUAAAAGAGGCAGGGUUUCCUCCUGGAGUUGUGAAUAUUGUUCCGGGUUAUGGGCCUACAGCAGGGGCAGCCAUUUCUUCUCACAUGGAUAUAGACAAAGUUGCCUUCACAGGAUCAACAGAGGUUGGCAAGAUUAUCAAAGAAGCUGCCGGGAAAAGCAAUCUGAAGAGGGUGACCCUGGAGCUAGGAGGAAAGAGCCCUUGCAUUGUAUUGGCUGAUGCUGACUUGGACAAUGCUGUUGAAUUUGCACACCAUGGGGUAUUUUACCACCAGGGCCAGUGUUGUAUAGCUGCAUCCAGGCUUUUUGUGGAAGAAUCCAUUUAUGAUGAGUUUGUUCGAAGGAGUGUUGAGCGGGCUAAGAAGUAUGUUCUUGGAAAUCCUCUGACCCCAGGAGUGACUCAAGGCCCUCAGAUUGACAAGGAACAAUAUGACAAAAUACUUGACCUCAUUGAGAGUGGGAAGAAAGAAGGGGCCAAACUGGAAUGUGGAGGAGGCCCGUGGGGGAAUAAAGGCUACUUUGUCCAGCCCACGGUGUUCUCUAAUGUUACGGAUGAGAUGCGCAUUGCCAAAGAGGAGAUAUUUGGACCAGUGCAGCAAAUCAUGAAGUUUAAAUCUUUGGAUGACGUGAUCAAAAGAGCAAACAAUACUUUCUAUGGCUUAUCAGCUGGAAUCUUUACCAAAGACAUUGAUAAAGCCAUAACAAUCUCCUCUGCUCUGCAGGCAGGAACAGUGUGGGUGAAUUGCUAUGGUGUGGUAUCUGCCCAGUGCCCCUUUGGUGGAUUCAAGAUGUCUGGAAAUGGACGAGAACUGGGAGAGUACGGUUUCCAUGAAUACACAGAGGUCAAAACAGUCACAGUGAAAAUCUCUCAGAAGAACUCAUAAAGAAAAUACAAGAGUGGAGAGAAACUCUUCAAUAGCUAAGCGUCUCCUACAGUCACUAAUAUAGUAGAUUUUAAAGAUAAAAUUUUUCUUUUCUUGAUUUCUUAAAAGCUAAAUUAUAUUAGUAUUAAUACUACCCAUAGAAAACUUGAUUUGUAGCUUGUUCUGAAAGAAUUGCUUUCUGAAAUGUGAUCCCCAAAUCCUACCUAAACAAAAAAGACAAAUUUGGAUGUAUGAUCUCUCUAGCUUUGUCAAAGUUAUGUGAUUUUCUUUGUAGCUACCUUUCCAGGAUAAUCAUUUUAUAGAAAGGGAACAGGUGCAUUUAGCUUCUUUCCCUUAGUGACUCCUUGAAGUACUUAACAUACAUAUUAACUGCAGAGUAAUUGCUCUGUUCCCAGUAGUUAAAAGUCCUUCCAGUGUUUUGAAAGGUUUCCUAGGAUGUAAUGUCUGCUUGUCAAAUGAAAUAAUCCCUGUAAUAUGUAGCUGUAAACUGAACAUAAAGCUUAAUAAAAACAACCUUGCAUGAUU